Scomber scombrus (Atlantic mackerel) is the source of this 1383-nucleotide messenger RNA. RefSeq names its product CUGBP Elav-like family member 3. The transcript is spliced from 12 exons. Gene Ontology annotation, cellular component: ribonucleoprotein complex; nucleus; cytoplasm. The coding region runs from base 4 to 1383 and encodes 459 amino acids. NCBI's taxonomy places the organism in Eukaryota, Metazoa, Chordata, Actinopteri, Scombriformes, Scombridae. The record is from RefSeq and is a predicted model, not a curated record. Gene Ontology annotation, molecular function: mRNA binding. Gene Ontology annotation, biological process: mRNA splice site recognition; regulation of alternative mRNA splicing, via spliceosome.
CCCAUGAAGGAGGCCGACGCCAUCAAGCUUUUUGUGGGGCAGAUUCCCCGGAAUCUGGAGGAGAAGGACCUCAAGCCUAUCUUCGAGCAGUUUGGCAAGAUCUAUGAGCUCACUGUGAUAAAGGACAAAUACACUGGCAUGCACAAAGGAUGUGCGUUUCUGACGUACUGUGCAAGAGAGUCCGCCCUGAAAGCCCAGAGCGCCUUACAUGAGCAGAAAACACUACCGGGGAUGAAUCGACCAAUCCAGGUGAAACCAGCUGACAGCGAGGGUAGAGGAGGUGAGACACAGGACAGGAAGUUGUUUGUGGGCAUGCUGGGAAAGCAACAGAGUGACGAAGACGUCAGAAGGCUGUUUGAGCCCUUUGGCAGCAUAGACGAGUGUACUGUGUUGAGAGGACCUGACGGCACCAGCAAAGGAUGUGCAUUUGUAAAAUUCCAGGGACACGCUGAAGCCCAGGCUGCAAUCAACAGCUUGCACGGGAGCCGCACAAUGCCUGGAGCGUCGUCCAGUCUGGUUGUGAAGUUCGCCGACACAGAGAAGGAGCGGGGGCUGAGGAGGAUGCAGCAGGUGGCCUCCCAGCUCGGCAUCUUCAGCCCCAUGACCCUGAACUUCCCUGCCUAUAAUGCCUACACGCAGGCGCUUGUCCAACAGCAGGCCCUGGUUGCCCAGUCAGCGUACUUGUCUCCUGUGGCAACAGUCGCUGCCGUACAGAUGCAGCAGAUGGCGGCACUCAAUGCCAACGGAAUCAUUGCCACACCCAUUACACCCAUCACACCGUCCUCGGGUACAAAUACUCCACCUACUAUCGCAACAACGCCUGUGCCAACUCUCCCCCCACCAAUAGGAGUGAACGGUUACGGCAGUGUGUCAGCCCCGACCAAUGGACAAGCAACAGAAGCACUAUACACCAAUGGCGUUCACCCAUAUCAAGCUCAGAGUCCAGUAGCGGCACUGGACCCACUACAGCAAGCCUAUGCAGGCAUGCAACACUACACAGGUUGGUCGGCGUACCCUGCUGCCUACGGAUUGGUUGGGCAGCCAUUCCCCCAGCAGCCAACACUGGUUGCCCAGCAACACCAGCAGCCCCAGCAACAGCAGCAGAGAGAAGGUCCAGAGGGCUGUAACAUCUUCAUCUACCACCUGCCUCAGGAAUUCAGUGACUCUGAGAUGCUGCAGAUGUUCCUGCCCUUUGGCAAUGUCAUCUCGGCUAAGGUGUUUGUUGACCGUGCCACCAACCAGAGCAAAUGCUUCGGAUUUGUGAGUUUUGACAACCCAGCCAGCGCUCAGGCUGCCAUCCAGGCGAUGAAUGGCUUCCAGAUCGGCAUGAAAAGACUGAAAGUGCAGCUCAAAAGGCCCAAAGAUGCCAACCGCCCAUACUGA